Bactrocera neohumeralis is the source of this 5091-nucleotide messenger RNA. Its product is annotated as ninjurin-A. Lineage: Eukaryota; Metazoa; Arthropoda; Insecta; Diptera; Tephritidae. Gene Ontology annotation, biological process: tissue regeneration; cell adhesion. The transcript is spliced from 3 exons. Gene Ontology annotation, cellular component: membrane. The record is from RefSeq and is a predicted model, not a curated record. The coding region runs from base 3138 to 3521 and encodes 127 amino acids.
UAUAAAUACACAUGCAUAUAUUAUUUACAGUAUGAGAAAAACUAGUAGUUCCUUUUAACUUCUUCCUCUUCUUUACUGGUGUAGAAACCGCUUACGCGGUUAUAGACGAGUUAACAACAGCGCGUCAGUCGUUUCUUUUUUUCGCAAGGGGCGCCAAUUGGAGAUUCCAAUCGAAGCCAGGUUCUUCUCGAAAUCAGAUUUCAUUAUUAUUUUUCCUAUGUUAUCUUCCAUUUUAUAUAUUUUAAUUAAGAAAAGAAAAUUAAUUGACGCUUAAGACUAGUUUGACAUUAUGAGUAUAUUAUAUACUUACUAUGUACUUGAAUUCAAAAAAAAUCUUUAUUUUAAUCGGUCUGUUUGUAUGACAGCUACAUAUAUGCUAUAGUGGUCCGAUCAGAAAUUUUUUUUUGGAGAUUGUAAUGCUGAUUUGGACAAUAAUAUUUAACAAAUUUCGUGAAAAUAGUUUGUCAAAUAAAAAGUUUCAGCCAAAUUGUUUGACAACUAAAUGCUAACAUGGUUAAAUCGACACUGCUUUUCACGCUAAUAAAUAUAUGUUUAUAGAAUAUAUGUAUGUAUGUACAUAUAGGUAUAUACUGAUUUUUCCGGUGCUUCCUUCUGGGCGUUCCAAGCUUCGUAGCAAACAAUCGUUCGGAGAAUAGAGACAUUUACAUAUUUACAACAAUUCUAUGCUAAGAUUGUAGUGGUAUAAAUUAUUCCCAAACUUUUUCUGCAAUACACAUCAUUUACACUCAUUGGAAAAAUAAAAAUCAAAGAACCGACUGUCUCUCCACCUGUAAGGCUGGAGGAUAAUGUAGUACAUACAAAACUUCGGGUUUUAUUGCAAUAAACAUAGUAAUUCACAUAAGCCAUGAUAUAUUUUAUAUAAGUGUAGUUAAAGCGAACUCUCAUCCGAGGCUGCUUAAACUUUUUCAUUGCGGACGUUUUUUUACGUGGCGGGUCCCAAACCUAGCGCACAACCCUGAAGAGGAGAUGUUUCGCCUUCAAACGGAUGUUCUUUGGCUACCCAGAGGAUACAUGGUCAAAGACCGGAAAUCGUGAGCUGCUUCGCGUCAUAUGUAAAAUAAUCGUUUCUGGCCCUUCCUAAGUGAAUUUCGAUCAGAGAACUUUCCACACUUGCGUUAACGUCUACACAUGACUCCAUCUUCGUCGAUUUCAAAGCUGCUUUUGACAGCACGAAAAGGAGCUGCCUUUAUGCCGCGAUGUCUGAAUUUGGUAUCCCCGCAAAACUAAUACGUCUUUGUAAACUGACGUUGAGCAAUACCAAAAGCUCCGUUAGGUUCGGGAACGACCUCACCGAGCCGUUCGAUACCAAACAAGGUUUCAGACAAGGCGACUCCCUUUCGUGUGACCUACUUUUGGAGAAAAUAAUUUGAGCUGCAGAACUAAAAAAAGAAGGUAUAAUCUUCUAUAAGAGCGUACAGCUACUGGCGAACGCCAAUGAUAUUGAUAUCAUUGGCCUCAACAAACGCGCCGUUAGUUCUGCUUUCUCCAGAAUGGAAAAGGUAGCGAUGCAAAUGGGUCUGGUUGUGAACGAGGGCAAGACGAAAUACCUUCUGUCAUCAAUCCAAACAAGUAAGCAAUUGAGAAGUAAAGUCCUCUCUCGACGAACAAAAACAAAAUUCUAUAAGUCACUCAUUAUUCCUGUCCUGCUAUAUGGUGCAGACGCAUGGACGAUAACAACAUCUGAUGAGUCGACGUUACGAGUUUUUGAGAGAAAAUUUCUGCGAAAGAUGUAUGGUUCUUUGCACAUGCCACGGCGAAUACCGCAUUCAAUGGAAAAAUGACCUGUAUGCGAUAUACGAUGACAUUGACAAAGUUCAGCGAAUUAAGACUGCAGCUACGCUGGCUAGGUCAUGUCGUCCGAAUGGACGAAGUGGGCCGGGGGAAGCAGAGGAAGAGGACGACCUUCACUACGUUGAAAAGACCAGGUGGAGAAGGACCUGGCUUCGCUUGAAAUGUUUAAGGGUUAAAAACGAUUUUCGGCAAAAUAACGAGUGCUCUAGAAACAAGUUAAUUCCGUAUUAACACGUUUUUCACACAUCAGUGAAAAUUUAUGUGUGAAAUUUAAGUAACCAAGUUUAUAAAUUUUAAGUUUUAUCUUUUAUAAAAAUUUUAGCUUUCACGAAUUUUGUGGUAAACUAGUACACUGGUUUUGAUUUAAAAAGUAUUAUUUUUCCUUACUUUGACUCAAUAUCAGAACAUAACCCUGAUUUUCAAUCGAAAAAUCUCACGGCUUUCUCUUCGUUGAAAUCUCUACAUUCUGAUAAUAUAAAAAAUAAAAAAACUAUUGUGAAUUUUCACAAAAAAUACCAAUAAAUAAAUGACUCUAAACGAUUCAGACCUGAUUUUUUAGAGCUGCUACUACGAAAUAACAGGUAUAUGAAAUAAAAAAACAGGUUUGAAUUACUACAAUGGAUUGGAGGAUAUUUUAAUUUAAAAAGAUUUUAACUAUUUUCAAACACCCAGCAUAGGCCUAAUUACGUAUAGUAGAAUUUUAAAUUUAUUCUCUGUAUACUGUUGCAACGUUGGUCAUUUCAGUGUUGACUGCCCAAUAAUAUUCUUAAUAAACAACUUAAAAUAAAUGAAGCUUUUAUCACAGAAGCGACGUUGAUACGUAAACAUGAAAUUUAUUUGCUACUGGCUCAUCCGAAAAGUUUGUCGAAUACACUUAAUUUGUAUUUUGUUGCAUGCGUAUAGACAUGUAACACACAGAUACAUAUCAUUUGUGCGUAUAUAAGUAAUACAAUGUAAUUGUAAAAUAACUUUUUAUGCUAAUUAUUACUUUACGGAAUUUAUUGAUUUAUGAGAUUAAUACAUUGAAUUAUUAGUGUAAAUAUAUUUCAUAUUAAUUAAUAUUGUAAACGCCUUAUUGCCCAUAUUGAGGUUUGGUUGCCAUGGUCCUUUACUGUACAUAUACUAGUACAUACUACAUAGAUUAAUACAUAGAUAGAAACUGAUUUCUGUAUGGUCAAACUAAAGGAUGAAUGAUCGUACAAUGAACAGAUGCUCGGUUGUACUGACGACUUUAAUUUUAUUGAUUGCCAUGAACAUAGCUCGGUCUAGCUAAGUUUGAACUGAAAGGCGACCAGUUACUGUUACUCAGAUUGAUUUUUCUACAGAUGAAAGCCAUGGAUGCUAACCGGUAUGCGACUAAGAAAACAAUUGCUCAAGGUAUGCUGGAUAUCGCCCUUCUCACCGCCAAUGCCUCCCAAUUGAAAUAUAUACUUCAAGUUGGGGACCAACAUCAGUUUUAUAAACUAAUGCUGAUAAUGAUAAGCCUUUCGAUAAUCUUACAGCUCUUGGUUGGAAUACUUUUUGUUGUUAUUGGUAGUCUAAAUAUCAAUCGCCGAAAGGAUCAAGCGGCCGCUGUGAUCAUAAAUGAUAUUAUUCUCGUUAUUAUAUUUGUCAUUUCUGUAAUAAAUGUUAUAAUAUCAGGAUUUGGCAUCGAAUACUCUUCCCAACCUCUCAUACUCUUAGAGCAGCAGGCUAAUAAUUUACCAUAAAAUCAAUCAGCAUAUUCAAUAGAGACCUGCCCGUGUAAGUAAAAAUUAAUUUAGUUUUGAACGCAAAUAUGUUAUAUAAAAGCUCUGCUUUGAAUCAAGUUUAAUUUGAAUAAUAAAUAAAUAUACGGGUACAAAACAGAGAUUCUGUCAAAAUCCAAUAAUGAAGUAAAUGAAAGUAUAACUUUAAGGGGUUGGGUGAGGCGUUAAAUUUUAAAAAUAUCGAAAAUAGGCAUAAUUUGACAUUUCUUAAAAAAAGACUGGGAUGGUAAGCGAUCGGGUUAUAAAGAACAUAUCGUCACCUAAAAUGCAAAAUAACGUAUCAUCAAAAAAUUCAAAAUUAAUUUUUUUUUAUUGGGAUUCACCACAUCAUAUUACACAUACAUAUGUAUGUGCCACAAACUUUAAGCUUCUGAGAUCAGAAAUACCCAAGUUAUAUUGAAAACUCAAAAAAGAAGUAUGUAUCAUCAAGUGCUUGAUUUCGUUAAACGUAAUACGUUUAAUAACGUGUCAUCACUCAUGUAGAAAUAAUAGAGUAUUUUUUUAUCACGAAGUUAGCCUUGAUUUAUUGUUUAUGUUUAUUUUUAUUGGUUAAUCAAUGUGCUUUGGUUAGGUUAGGUUAAAUGGCUGAUCAAAGACCGCACAUGGUAAUCCUUUGUGAGGCCAUAGAAGAGAAGAACUCCUGUGUUCGAGCUAUAAAUUAGCAAAACGCUUAGUAGUCAAUACAAAUUUGCAAAAGCGUUUAAUUUCCUUUUCCGCCAGUCCAGUGGGAUGUCUGAAAAAAUGCGCUCCCAAUGUUUAAGUUUUGACCUACUAAUGGAGAUUUGAAAAAUUUGUUUCAAUAUCUCAGAUGGUUUUCUUUUUAUACGAUUUUUUGCUUCUGUAAACCUCCGAAAAGUGAUGUUACGUUAUUUUUUAUUUGAGGUGACGAUAUAAAUAACGGCUUUGCAUUUCUCUAAUUAAAUACUUUUAUAGAUAAACAUUGUAAAGUGAAAUUACACAAUUAGUAUACCCUGAAUGAGAUUUUAAAAUUAAAUUAUACUUCCUUUAAUCGGUAUCCAUCCUGGAAUUGUGCAAAUUUCUUGCCGCCGACGUAAGUCUCUAAUAUGUAAAUACACAACAAAAUAUUUUUUUUUAUGAUUGUUUUCAGAAUACCAGUAAGAAAACUUGAAAUUAUUGAACCCCAUAUAUGUAUAUUAUAAUGUAACCAUUGCAAAGAAUAAGUAAUUAAUUUGUACACACAUACAUAUGUAAAAUAUAUAAACAUAAUAUUUACCCAAAAAAUUAAAAAAGAAUUGGAAAUAAAGAGGUAAAAAGUGUAAACAGGCUUCAAAUAAUUGAAAUCAAGCUUUAGGAUUUUAAUUGCUUCUAAAGAAUCAGUACUUUUUUGAUUUGAUUUCGAGGUUGUAGGAUUUAUAAAAAAAUAUAUUUCUCACCAUCUAGAUAAAGCAAAUAACAAGAUAUUUAAGGCAUAUACAUAUGUACAUAUAUACAUUUUUACAUUAAUAUUCCUUAUAUGCAUAUACAUAUGUAUGUAUGUAUGUAUAUCAAUAAAUGCCAUUGAGAAUAUUGG